GUUACAAUGGCUGAUGAGCAAGGCAGAGAGGAUAGAGGAGAACCGGCAGCCCAGCAGAUCAAUCUUAAUCAAGUCCAAUUUGAGGCUAUGAUGGCUGAGAUAACCAGGAGAAUGCAAGUUAACUUCGAUAGAGCUCAACAAGCUAAUGGUGUUUUAGUUGAUGAUAAUGCAGGACAGGAGAGAGCAGCAUCUGUUGCUGGAGCUAGGAGAGCAUGCAUUGGACCUAUAAGGGGAGCAAGGUUUGAGGUUGGAGGUCAUAGGCUCUAUGGUGAGCAAGCUGAGGAUGAUGAAGCUGAUGAAAGUGAUGAUGAGUCUCAGGCUAGUCAGCACCACAGGCACCAUAACCGCCGGCGACCAGCUGAUAACCUAGGCAAUCUCAAGCUUAGAAUUCCUCCAUUCCAUGGUAAGAAUGAUCCUGAUGCCUAUCUGGAGUGGGAGAAGAAGAUUGAGCUAGUUUUCAAUUGCCAGCAGUUCACUGAGGAGAGGAAGGUUAGAUUAGCAGCCAUUGAGUUUUCUGGUUAUGCUAUUAGCUGGUGGGAUCAGAUUGCUACUACCAGGAGACGCAAUGGAGAGCCUCAGAUAGCUUCCUGGUUUGAGAUGAAAACUGUAAUGAGAAAGAGAUUUGUUCCUAAUCACUAUGGAAGAGAUCUCCACCAGAAACUAAGGAGGCUUUCCCAAGGUUCUAAGAGUGUAGAGGACUAUCACCAGGAAAUGGAGACACUCAUGUUGAAGGCUGACUUAGAAGAGGGUGUGGAAGCUACUAUGGCUAGGUUCCAAGGGGGACUUGAUAGAGAGAUCCAUGAUAGGUUGGAGCUGCAAGAGUAUGAAGAUAUGGAUGAGAUGUUGCACAGGGCAAUUUUGAUUGAGCAGCAGAACAAGAGGAAGAGCUCUACUAGAUCUCCAUACAGCUCUAAUUCAAAACCAGCCUACUCAAGAGAUGAGAGAUCAACGGAUAAGCCAAAGGAGGAAGCUUCUACAGCUAGCACCAAGCAUGAUGAUAAGGGAAAGGGCGUGGAUACACCUACCAGAACCAGGAACAUCAAGUGUUUCAAGUGCCAUGGCUUUGGGCAUUAUGCUAGUGAUUGUACCAACAAGAAGGUGAUGACUAUCUUAGCUAAUGGGGAAGUGAUAUCUGAGGAUGAAGAUGGCGACCAGGAGCUUGAUGAGGAUGGCGUGGAGUAUCCAGUCCAAGGGCAACUACUGGUUACUAGGAGACUUCUCAAUGUUCAGCCUAAGGUCAAAGAGGAUGAGCAGAGAGAAAACUUGUUCCACACAAGGUGUUUGAUUCAAGACAAGAUGUGCAGCUUAAUCAUUGAUGGAGGUAGCUGUACAAAUGUGGCAAGUAAUGAGCUAGUGGAGAAACUAGGUCUUGAAGUGAUCAAACACCCUAAGCCAUAUCUGUUGCAAUGGAUCAAUGAUGAGGGAGGAUUAAAGAUCACCAAGCAAGUGAAAGUCUUAUUAUCAGUGGAAAAGUAUCAGGAUGAGAUCACUUGUGAUGUAGCACCUCUUGAAGCUAGCCACAUCCUCCUUGGUCGUCCAUGGCAGUAUGAUAAGAGAGCAUUACAUGAUGGCUUCACCAACAGAUACACUUUUGCUCACAAGGAGAAACAAGUGACACUGGCGCCAAUGACACCUCAAGAAGUACCCAAGAUCAAAUGCUUCUCAAAAGGAGGAGGGAGGACGCCAAGGCUGCUGGAGUAUAAGGAUGUGUUCCCAGAGGACAAUCCCAUAGGUCUGCCGCCUAUUAAGGGAAUAGAGCACCAGAUUGAUUUUGUGCCAGGAGCUACCUUACCAAACCGCCCAGCAUACAGGACCAAUCCUGUGGAGACUAAGGAGCUUCAGAAACAAGUUAAUGACCUGCUAGAGAAAGGCCACAUCAGGGAGAGCAUGAGUACUUGUGCUGUACCUGUUCUACUGGUGGCAAAGAAGGAUGGGAGCUGGCGCAUCAAGACUAUGGAAGAACAUGUUAACCACUUGAAACAAGUUCUAGAUGUGCUUAGAAAAGAAAAUCUGUAUGCUAACUACAAGAAGUGUUCUUUUGGCACAGAUAACCUUGUCUUUUUAGGUUUUGUUGUGACUUCACAGGGUAUACAGGUUGAUGAGGAGAAGGUGAAAGCCAUCAGAGAGUGGCCGAUCCCUAAGUCUAUUGGAGAGGUCAGGAGUUUUCAUGGACUUGCUGGCUUCUAUAGGAGGUUUGUGAGAGAUUUCAGUACAGUUGCAGCACCACUAACUGAGAUAAUCAAGAAGAGUGUAGGUUUCACUUGGGGAUCAGACCAGGAAGAGGCAUUUCAAAUGCUAAAGGAUAAAUUAACAAGUGCUCCCUUACUUGCACUUCCUGAUUUUUCUAAAACUUUUGAAAUUGAAUGUGAUGCAUCUGGUAUUGGAACUGGAGCUGUGUUGAUGCAGGAUAAGAAGCCCAUAGCUUAUUUCAGUGAGAAGCUAGGAGGUGCCACCUUGAACUACCCUACCUAUGAUAAGGAGCUGUAUGCCUUGGUGAGAGCCCUACAAGUGUGGCAACACUACUUGUGGCCUAAGGAGUUUGUGAUCCAUACAGAUCAUGAGUCUAUUAAACAUCUCAAGGGGCAACAUAAGCUGAACAAGAGGCACGCCAGAAGGUAUACUCUUUUAUCUUCCAUGGAAACUAAACUUUUAGGCUUUGAACAUAUCAAAUAUUGCUAUGCUGAUGAUCCUGAGUUUAAAGAUGUGUUUAGAGAGUCUGAGAAACAUGCUAGUGGGAAGUUCUAUCAAGGAAGCUCAUGCAGGAGGACUGAUGGGACACUUUGGAGUCGCCAAAACACUCUCCACACUACAAGAGCACUUCUACUGGCCGAACAUGAAUGGAUUGAUAUCUCUAUGGACUUUGUCUUAGGAUUGCCUAGAACUAGGAAAGGAAGAGAUAGUAUCUUUGUGGUUGUUGAUAGGUUCUCUAAGAUGGCUCACUUCAUACCUUGUCAUAAAACUGAUGAUGCAUCUUUGGUAGCUGAUAUAUUCUUUAGAGAAGUUGUUAGACUGCAUGGUAUGCCUAGGACUAUAGUUUCUGAUAGAGAUACUAAGUUCCUUAUCUAUUUCUGGAAAACUCUGUGGGGAAAGUUGGGAACUAAGCUAUUGUUUUCAACUACUUGUCAUCCCCAAACUGAUGGUCAGACUGAAUCAGUCAAUAGGACAUUGUCUACUCUCUUGUGUGCCAUCAUUAAGAGUAACAUUAGGACUUGGGAGGAUUGUUUACCACAUGUAGAGUUUGCAUACAAUAGGGCAGUGCAUUCAGCUACUAAACUCUCACCUUUUCAAGUUGUUUAUGGUUUUAACCCACUGUCUCCUCUUGAUUUGUUUGCUUUACCUUUAAAAGAACAAGCUAACAUUGAUGGCAAGCAAAAGGCCGAGUUUGUUUUGUCUUUGCAUGAACAGGUCAGGAAGAACAUUGAGGAGAGGACCAAGAUGUAUGAAAGGCAGAAGAACAAGGGGUGCAAGGAGCUAGUACUUGAGCCGGGUGAUCUUGUGUGGAUUCACAUGAGAAAAGAGAGGUUUCCUGUUGAGAGGAAAUCAAAGUUGCUACCAAGGAAGGAUGGACCUUUCAAAGUGCUGAGAAGAAUCAACAACAAUGCCUACCAGAUUGAUCUUGAGGGGAAGUACACAAUCAGUUCUACUUUCAAUGUUUCUGAC
Molecule: messenger RNA, 3660 nt
Organism: Raphanus sativus (radish)
Lineage: Eukaryota; Viridiplantae; Streptophyta; Magnoliopsida; Brassicales; Brassicaceae
Exons: 6
Biological process (GO): DNA integration
Molecular function (GO): zinc ion binding; nucleic acid binding
Source: RefSeq, a predicted model, not a curated record